Molecule: messenger RNA, 4811 nt
Organism: Cotesia glomerata
Lineage: Eukaryota; Metazoa; Arthropoda; Insecta; Hymenoptera; Braconidae
Product: CD109 antigen-like
Exons: 19
Coding region: 266-4690 (1474 amino acids)
Cellular component (GO): extracellular region
Molecular function (GO): endopeptidase inhibitor activity
Source: RefSeq, a predicted model, not a curated record
UUUUCUCAGUCCCCACAGACAACUACGGCCCGGCCCCGACUUGAUGCCUUGAUUGGUAGUGUUUGGCUAGUAAGUUUCAGUAUAUCGCCAGUGAUAGAGCUCACGAGCUCGCUAGAACACCUGUGUGUAUUUUUUAUUACUAUCAUCAUCAACUUAGUUGAGUUGUUAUUUUUCGUUCAACUACUGACACAGUUUUGCCAAAGGAAGCCGUCGUGCUGAUCGGCUUUAAAGUGCGUCUUGAACUGCACAGAAACUAGGCGUGAAGAUGACGAUGCUUACAACUGUCUCUUUGCUCCUGUGUAGCUUCGUUGUGGUAACAACAGCGGAACCAUACUACACGGUCGUUGCUCCAAAAGUUGUCCGCCCUAAUUCAGAUUACCACGUAGCUGUAUCAACCAGUGGAAUAUCAACGCCGGUGACCAUUUCCGUAGAGUUAGAUGGAGAUUUAGAUAACAAUGAAAAGUUUAAGGUCUUCCACGAAAAUGUUGUUGAGCCUUAUACAACUCAAGUCUUUAAAUUAGAGACCGGCGAUACAAGUCCUGGAAGAUACAAAUUAACGGCCCGUGGAACCUCCGGCUUGCUGUUCUCCAAUACAACCUCGCUGCAAUACAUUCACAAGAGUUUCACGGUUUUCAUACAAACAGAUCGAGCGAUCUACAAACCCGGCAGUGAAGUUUUAUUCCGAUGCGUAGUUCUAGAUUCCAGGUUAAGACCAGCUCCUACUCGGCAACUGGAUGUCUAUAUCACGGACGGCAAUGGGAACAGAAUAAAGCAGUGGAGUCGUCCGCCGAUAAUCCGCGGGAUAUUCAGCGGCGAGCUUACGCUAUCUGAGUCACCGGUACUCGGCGAUUGGAAGAUUGUCGCUAAUGUUGGCGACCAGACCUUCGAGAAGGAAUUCCAGGUUGCUGAGUACGUGCUUCCUAAAUUCGAAGUCGCUAUUAACGCGCCUAAGCACGCGACUUUCAAGGAAGGAAAGAUUGUUGCUACGGUAUCUGCUAAAUAUACCUACGGCAAGCCAGUAAAAGGUGAAGCAACAAUAACGGCGUACCCCGACAUAUUUUCCGGAGUGCUCCAGCCGAUUUUCCAGGCCCCGAUCAGAAAAGUCGUGCCCAUCGACGGCAAGGUCACCGUAGAUUUUGACAUCGCCAGCGAACUGCGACUCACUGAUGAAUACGAACGCCCAAUUGAGUUGGAGGUUGCUGUGGAGGAAGCGCUCACUGGAAGGAGACAAAAUGUCUCGAUGCAAAUGACAUUGCACAAGCACAAAUAUACCAUGGAGUUGAUAAAGACCUCGGAAUAUUACAAGCCCGGAUUAAAAUACACCGCUUUUAUCAAAUUGAGUUAUCACGACGGCUCGCCUGUGAGAGAUAACAACAACCCAGUUAAAAUAAGUUACGGCUACACAUACAAUCAGUCGGCUUACACCAACAUCACAAGAAUGUUGGACAGUAACGGAAUGAUUCAACUGGAUUUCUACCCGCCGAACGAUUCUUCGGAGAACGCCUCGCCCUUGAACAUCGAAGCCGAGUACUUGAACUUGCACGAAUGGUUCCCGGCUACCAAUCAAGCCAUGUCUCCAAGCAAUACCUUCAUCCAGGCUACGGUUAAAACUGACAAGCCAUCAGUUAACCGGGAAAUUGAGAUCGAAGUUAAUUCUACUGUUCCGUUGAAAUAUUUGAAUUAUGAAAUUCUCGGUCGCGGGGAUAUUCUAAAUGCUGGAUCUAUUUCGGUGUCUGAUAAACACAUCGCUUCUUUUAGAUUUUUGGCGACUUAUAUUAUGGCACCAACCGCUCACGUUCUUGUGUACUACACCCGCGAAGACGGCGAGAUAGUCGCCGAUGCCUCAGAUGUUGAGCUAGACAACACUCUGGAGAACUUUGUGAAUAUUAAGAUGUCAGCUGAAGAAACUCAACCCGGAGAAACUGUUGAAGUAACCAUGUCCGCAAAACCUAAUUCUUACAUCGGUGUUUUGGGAGUUGAUCAAAGAUCUUUGCUGUUGAAAUCAGGAAAUGAUAUUUCUUGGGAGCAAGUAAAGAAGGAAUUAAAGUCGUAUGAUAUGACGGAAGAAUCUCCGUACUCGGAUAUGCCUUUCGAGCGGUCGUUCUGGAGACCUGGAUCCGCAACUGCAGAUGACGUUUUUAAUAAAAUGGGAACAGUAGUGUUGACAAACGGGUACAUUCAGGAGAACUAUCCGAUCCGACAGCCGGGAUAUCAGGAGGGUAGAGUACGAGGUUCGGCUCACGGUGCGUCUACCUUGAGACCAGACAUUGGUCCCCCAGUCACACACAGACUAGUGACAAGACCGCCACUGGCUGGUCCUUACGCAUUUUCACGCAUCCCAACUCCUGUAUGGAAUAAGCCCCGUGUUUUCCUUAUGCAUGACAUCUCGAACACUUGGCUUUUUACAAACUCUUCCUCAGGGUACAAAGGAGAAGCUGUAAUAAGACGGACGGUUCCCGACUCAAUAACUUCCUGGGUUCUGACUGCGUUCUCAGUGGAUUCAACUUAUGGACUGGGUCUCAUCGAUGCGCCUCGGAAGCUCAAAGUCUUCAAGCCGUUCUUCAUUUCUCUCGAUUUACCGUACUCGGUAAUGAGAGGCGAAAUAGUUGCAAUACCUAUUGUUGUCUUUAAUUACAUGGAUAAAGAUGUAACGGCUGAUGUUGUACUCGAGCACGCUGGACAGUUUGAAUUUGCGGAAGUAUCUAAUGAAGUUCACGACACUCCUAAACUAGAACUUUUCCGCAAGAAGCGCAUCGACAUAAAAGCUAACUCUGGCUCCAGUGUUUCAUUCAUGAUUAUUCCCAGAGACUUGGGCUACAUCACCAUCAAAGCGACUGCUACCAGCAAAAUCGCCGGAGACAGCGUCGAGCACAAAUUACUCGUGAAAGCUGAGGGAGAGACACAGUACAGAAACAAAGCUGUAUUUUUGGAUCUCCGUGAUACGAGAAAUAUCCAGAUGAACUUAACUGUUGACAUACCCAAGAAUUUUGUUCCCGGGUCAGAGUUUGUUGAAAUUUCAGCUGUAGGAGAUAUUCUGGGACCUAGUAUUCCCAACCUAGCUAAUUUGAUAAAAAUGCCUUUUGGAUGUGGAGAACAAAAUAUGUUAAACUUGGUCCCUAAUAUUGUUAUCUUGAAUUAUUUAAAGAAUACAAACCAGUUGACUCAAGCAAUCCAGGGUAAAGCUUUGAGGUACCUUGAAGUUGGAUACCAGCAAGAAUUAACUUACCGUCAUAAAGACGGAUCAUUUAGCGCCUUUGGAGAGUCUGAUGCUAGUGGAAGUACCUGGCUUACGGCAUUCGUAGCAAGAUCAUUCAAGCAAGCGGCUGAAUACAUUCCUGUUGAAAAUAGAAUUAUUAAUGAAGCAUUGUCGUGGCUGGCUGAAGUUCAGGCGCCCAAUGGAAGCUUCCCGGAAGUUGGUCAUGUCAGUCAUCGAGAUAUGCAAGGUGGAGCUUCUAAAGGAUUGGCCUUGACUGCUUUUACUCUCAUUGCUUUCCUGGAAAAUCCUGAUGAAGGCGGAAAAUACAGGAAUACUAUCAAUAAAGGUGUUGAUUAUAUAGUUACAAAUAUGGAAGGUCUUGAUGAUACAUACGCGCUGAGUUUGUGUACGUAUGUACUAAAUUUAGCGCGACAUCCUUAUGAAGAUGCGGCGUUCAACGCUUUGGAGUCUAGAGCUUCUACAAAAGAUGAUUUAAAAUGGUGGAGCAAGCCUAUCCCCGUGGGUGAUAAAAAUCCAUGGUUUGAUGCUCUACCACGUUCGGUGGAUGUUGAAAUGACUUCUUACACUCUGAUGACUUAUCUUAGGAAGAAUCUAGUCACUGAUUCAAUCGCUGUUAUGAAAUGGCUCGUAAAACAGAGGAAUCCCGAAGGAGGUUUCUCUUCAACCCAGGACACGGUGGUAGGUUUAUUGGCACUUUCAAAACUCGCCGAGAAAUUAUCAACGCGAAGUAAUAACAUCGCGAUAACGAUCCACUACGAAGGAGGUGGGCAAAGUCAGAUGAAUAUCAACGCUGACAAUGCUAUGAUUCUCCAGAAGCACAUUCUGCCGCGUAAAACUCGCGUUGUAAAUAUCACCGCUACGGGACAAGGCUUUGCCAUUAUCCAGGUUUCCACUCACUACAACUUGAAUGUCACCGGUGCUUGGCCGCUGUUUACUCUAGAUCCUCAGGUCGAUAGGAUUUCCAACGAAAACCAUCUGCAGUUAUCUAUCUGCUCUGGCUUUGUGCCUACUAAAGAAUCCAAUGAAAGUAACAUGGCUGUCAUGGAAGUUAGUCUUCCCUCUGGUUUCACCAUUGACAUGGACUCGCUUCCCAGCCUGCAGGUAUCCCAACAUGUUAAGCGCGUCGAGACUAAAAAUGGUAAUACCAUGGUUGUGUUGUACUUUGAUAAGAUGGUCCAAAAAGAAUACUGUCCUACCAUAUCUGCAUACAGAACUCACAAGGUUGCUAAACAGAAGCCAGUACCUGUAUCUAUUUACGAUUAUUAUGAUUCAUCGAGGAGAGCUCGUGUGUUUUACGAACCUCACGUUUCUACUCUCUGUGACAUCUGCAAAGACGAAGAUUGUGAGAACUUGUGCGUUGGACAGCCAGGAAAUGAGAAAUACAAUACGCCUGGCUCAGCUUCACAGUCAUUUUUCUGUAUAUACAAUUACCUUGUAUUAUUUUUUGGCUUUUUGUUACUCCAAAAAGUGUAAUUAAUUUUAUUUAUAUUAUUAAUGAAUUAAAAUUCUUAUACAUUAGGAAUAGAAUUAUAUAUAGUUCCGUAGGAAGAUAUAAGUAAGAUAAUCAAAGUCAUAAGUAUUUACAUUUAUAUAA